UAGUAGUUGGUGCAGCCACCGGCUUUGAGCGAGCUCCAAUUUGCAUGCGGCAGAAAUGCGCUUGUAUAAGCGGGCACGAAUGGGGGCAUGUUGUUGCGAACGUUUUCUCGUGAUUAAACUCCAUUGAAUCCAGUUGAAUAUAUUUCUAACAAUAGGCAAGACUGAAAAGCUCGAAGGCUGCCAAAUCCAAAGCCUUCGUGCAGCCUCAUCCGAGGAAUACAUACAUACACACGCAACGCGCGCGUACAAAUAACGCUGCGUUCCUAUAUAGUGUUAUUCCGGUCUAAAGUCAUUGAUUUCAGUUGCAAAAUCCCUAUUUUUUACCUGACACCUAUUAUACUUGAUAUAACAAAAAUGCUUUAUUUGAUUGGACUUGGACUUGGAGAUGCCAAAGAUAUUACAGUGAAAGGCCUGGAGGUUGUACAGCAAUGUAGCCGAGUAUACCUGGAGGCCUACACUUCAGUUCUCACAGUUGGAAAGGAAGCACUGGAGGAAUUUUACGGCAAAGAACUGAUUCUUGCUGACAGAGAAACAGUGGAACAGGAGGCAGAUACAAUUUUGAAGGAUGCCCAUCAAUGUGAUGUAGCUUUUCUUGUAGUUGGAGAUCCUUUUGGGGCUACUACACACAGCGAUCUUGUUCUCCGAGCAGUGAAGCUGGGGAUUCCCUACAGAGUUAUACACAACGCUUCUAUACUCAACGCCGUUGGCUGCUGUGGUUUACAGCUGUACAAUUUUGGAGAAACAGUUUCCAUCGUUUUCUGGACUGAUACAUGGAAGCCUGAGAGUUUUUUUGAUAAAGUCAUCAAAAACAGGAAGAAUGGAAUGCAUACUCUCUGCUUGCUUGACAUCAAAGUAAAGGAGCAGUCUUUGGAAAAUCUCAUGAGGGGGAAGAAAAUUUAUGAACCGCCACGGUAUAUGAGUGUGAAUGAAGCAGCUGAACAGCUUCUUGCCGUCAUUCGUAAUAGGAGACAAGAAGGGGAAGAGCCAGAAGUUACAGAAAACACCGUAUGUGUUGGCUUAGCCAGAGUGGGCACAGCGGAUCAAAAGAUUGCUUCAGGCACACUGCAGGAAAUGACCAUGGCAGAUCUAGGAGGUCCUCUACACUCUAUGAUCAUCAGCGGCAUUCUGCAUCCGCUGGAAAUAGAGAUGCUUAAACUCUUUGCUGUAAAUAAAGUCAUAUUUGAGAACUGAUUACAUUUUUCUAUAUAGCUCUUUAUUGAAUGUGACAG
Molecule: messenger RNA, 1229 nt
Organism: Sphaerodactylus townsendi
Lineage: Eukaryota; Metazoa; Chordata; Lepidosauria; Squamata; Sphaerodactylidae
Gene: DPH5
Product: diphthamide biosynthesis 5
Exons: 8
Coding region: 355-1191 (278 amino acids)
Biological process (GO): protein histidyl modification to diphthamide
Molecular function (GO): diphthine synthase activity
Source: RefSeq, a predicted model, not a curated record